UGCAUAAUUAAUAACAGGAAUGAAAGAAACAAGAAUGCAGGUGUUGUAGCUACUGAAAACGAUAGUCUUGGAAACAACAAGUUGUAGUAAGAUUGGAAAGAAUGAAGUCGACACCUAUCCAAAUUUACUUUUUUCUUAUGGCAUCAUCGAUGACAAUCGCUUUUGUACCAAGGCCCGAAUUCAUUUGGUACCUAUACCCAAAGUGGAACAACCAGCUUUAUGGAUACAAGCCCAAUUCCAACACUUCUGUCCUUCCUAAAAACAUCGUCGGAGAAGUCGUGGAGCAGAGAGACGAAGGGAUUCAUAGCAUUUUCUUUGACACCGGUUCAAAUAAAAUCGUUCUUGGAACUCUUGCCGAUACUCUUGGCAACAUUACAACUUUUCCAGCCUUUACAAUUUCUUUUCUAUAUAAAAUCAAUACUUUGCCGCUGCCAAAUGCCGUUUCUGUCCGCCUUUUCGUUUCAUCCCCCAGGAAAGAGGAGCGGAAAAACAGUAAUCCAGUCGAGAUUAGAUUGAUACAGACCGGGAGUAAUAUAUCAUUUUAUGCCGCUGUUGGACAUCACGAUAAAAACACGAAAGGUGCACGUGUCGACGGUAUAGCAAAGGUGACUCAAUGGUUCCACAUAAGCAUUAUGUAUACUGGCUUGCACCAAAAUGAAACACUGGUUUAUUUGAACGGCACAAGAAUGGCUUCCGAAAACUACAUUUCAACGAUUUCUCCCGAACCGUCAAAUCCCACCCCUUAUGAGUAUUCCCUUGGCUUUGAUAAAUCUCAGACAAAGUUUUCAAUGAGCUGGUUCCAAGUCUUUAGAGGCGUACUAAACGAGACAGAGGCAAUGGAACUCUCCGAGGCAACCUUCAGCCAAGCUCUGAAAGCUGUUCAAGUUACGGCGAAUUUUACUAUCAGUGCUGUGACGAUACAGGAAGAUGAUGGAAGUGUUAAUCUUAUGGCCAUGAGAACCGGAAAUGUGGAGCUUGCUUCAACAGUAAGGUUCAGUGCCACAAGUGACUCAGCCGUAAUAGACAAAGACUUUUCCUUCCAAUCCAAGGAGGUUACAUUCAAACCAGGAGAGAUUUAUCACAGUAUUAAUAUCCCUAUCCUGAAAGAUGACUGGACAGAAGACGAUGAGAAAUUUACUAUAUCCAUGACCUCUGUGGAUGGUGUGAUAUCCAUUGUCACGCCUGGGAGAGUCACGAUUACGAUCGGCAGCAAUGAUGGCUCAGCUGGUCGUGAACCUGCAACAGGAGAACAAACCGAUGAUGAAGAUAUCUGCUUUAUUCCGCUCAUCUUGCUGUGUGUUGGAAUAGGUUUGGUGUCUCUGGGCAUAAUCAUUUUACUCGGGUUUCUUAUCAAACUAUUCUGCUGAUAACGAAAUAAAAGCAAGUCAGUAGAGACAUCUUAAAAAGCUAGACAUCAUGCAACCAAAGGAAAGAAGUCUUCAACUAGAUCAAACUUUAUCGGGAUUCGUAUGUUACCUGCUGAAUGAAAGACUACGAAAAAAGACUUUUUCGAAUUUUACCCAAAAAUCUUGGUUUGACGAUGUAAACGAUGGAUUUUUUAAUUGAUACCAAUCUGUAACCAGGGUUCGCCGGUGUAUGUGUAUAUUAUUAAAUUUUGAUACUCUGGCAUCUUAAGUUUCAGCUUUUCAAAUUAGCUAUGUAUCGAAAUUCUUCACUUGCAUUUCAAACUUAAAAGGAAUAUUUGUGAAACUUAAGACCAAGGAGGAACUGAGGAGAAUGUAUCAUUUAAGUGGCUGGAUGACUCGUCAGUUUUUUUCACCGCUGAGCCGACGACAUAAACCUUCCUCGUUCACAUUAGUGAUGGUGAAACAAUAAAUGAAUAUAUUUUUUUGAUAAAAUA
Molecule: messenger RNA, 1861 nt
Organism: Pocillopora damicornis (cauliflower coral)
Lineage: Eukaryota; Metazoa; Cnidaria; Anthozoa; Scleractinia; Pocilloporidae
Biological process (GO): cell communication; calcium ion import across plasma membrane; sodium ion transmembrane transport
Cellular component (GO): sarcolemma; postsynapse; axon
Molecular function (GO): calcium:sodium antiporter activity
Source: RefSeq, a predicted model, not a curated record